AUGGAUUCAAAUGAUUGAAAAGUACAUGAGUUUGCGCCCCAGCAGUGGAAAAUGCAAUGCAUUAUAUCUCAGACCAAAAAUCGCUCCUAAGGGGAAUGUAUGGUACGACGACGUCCCAGUCGGGGUACAUCAACUGCAACAGAUUGUGGCCAAAAUGUGUAGAGAGGCAGGAUUAGAUGGGCUUUUUACAAAUCACUCUCUUCGGGCUACUGCUGCCACACGCACAUAUGCUGCGGGUGUUGACGAGCAACUUAUAGCGGGGAAAAAACUGGUCACAGGUCAUCUGCGAUUCGCAACUACAAACGCACCUCCGAGGAACAAUUACACGAGUGUAAGUGAUUUGAUUCAGAAACCGUCCAGUGUCCCACCGGAGCCGAAGAAAGUGAAGCUCAAUGAAAGUGUUUCCUUUGGAUCGAGAAAAGAAAUAAACAUCACUGCCGGGGAUGUAACAGUGAAUUUGCGACUUCAAUGUGCAUGUAUUUAAAUGAAUGAUUGUGACAUGGAUUUAUAACUGUGGUGCCUAAACGAUUUCAUAUACAGUAAAAUCGGAUUUUACACGAAACACUCAUUUCGUAUAAUUUACUGGAAUAUUUCACGCCUUGAAUAUUGUAUUUGAUAAAUAAUAAAUAUGUUUUCUCGCACAAC
Molecule: messenger RNA, 645 nt
Organism: Ostrea edulis (European flat oyster)
Lineage: Eukaryota; Metazoa; Mollusca; Bivalvia; Ostreida; Ostreidae
Exons: 2
Coding region: 11-484 (157 amino acids)
Biological process (GO): DNA recombination; DNA integration
Molecular function (GO): DNA binding
Source: RefSeq, a predicted model, not a curated record